Molecule: messenger RNA, 1530 nt
Organism: Acipenser ruthenus (sterlet)
Lineage: Eukaryota; Metazoa; Chordata; Actinopteri; Acipenseriformes; Acipenseridae
Product: prostate-associated microseminoprotein-like
Exons: 3
Coding region: 196-594 (132 amino acids)
Source: RefSeq, a predicted model, not a curated record
UCUUAUCUAGCGUUCCCCAAGACUGUGUGUAGAGAGAGAGUGAGAGAGAGACAGAGGCAGAGGCAGGUAUAAAUAGGCCUGUACUCUACAGCAUGAGGUAUCUGCUGGAGACGGAGACAGAGAGAGAGAGAAGGAAGGAAGGAAAGGGAGAUCGUUCUCUGAAAAGGAAGAAAGCGAAAUCUAAUUGUGGGUAAAAUGCAAAGCCCGGCCCUCGUGUUCUGGGGGAGUCGACUUCUGCUGCUCUCCGCUGUGCUGUACCCCUGGGCUGCGGACGCGAGCGGAGAGUGCUACUUCAACAGCAAAGCGAGCUGUGAGCACAAGGGCCAGGUGUUUGGGAUCGGGGAGACCUGGCUGACCAAGGAGUGUUACCAGUGUAUCUGCCUGAACCCCUUUGGAGUUGGGUGCUGCGACGAUGGCCAGCAGCCCGUGGACUACCCCGACUGGUGUGAGGUCAUCCGCAAGCCGGACUCUUGCAGCGUUGCCGUGGUGAUGAGAGCGAACCACAAGAUCCCGUGCAUCGCCAACACGGCGCGCAGCCGGCUGAGAGGCAGCGAGAGGACGGUGUGGAAGGAGCCCAACGACCCGCUGUACUAACCGGCCGAAGAGACGCACACCGACCCCUGAGCCCCGGAAACUCACACACAUAUCUGAACCCCAAAACCACACACAGUAUACAUAGGUGCAUGGGUUUGUUUUUGUUUUCGCUCUCCAUAUUGGUAAAUCUCCCUUCUAUAGUCUAAUACUGGACACGGGAUCAUUUGUCCGCGGUGGAAAACGAGGAGGGCUGUAUUUAUUUCUAAUAAAUAAAUAAAUAAAUAAAUAAAUAAAUAAAUAAAUAAAUAAAAUAAAAACGUGUCUCUAGAGUUGAUUAUACAGCAAAACGUUUAGAAAGACAGAAUUUGGAUCAAACACCCGCAUUCAGAACUAAAACAUGCAAUUCACAUAGACGCCGUUAAAUGAAUCGAAUACUGUACCAGUGCGCUCUGUUUCAAUGUAAGGCUGUCGAAGGCGUCCUCUUGUAUUGUGUUACAAUGACAUGAAUAUGUGGUAUUAAUCUGUGUUUAACUCUGUUUCUCAGCACUGGUGGUGUUUAUUAUACGAUAUUAAAAUGCAGCACACAGAGACGAUCCUUUGAUUCGACCCUGAGACGCGUAUUUAAUGAAACGCCGGUCAGUCGCUUCAGAAUAGUUGGCUGGUCUGAAUACGAAACUAGCGGCACCUUUAAUGUUAUGCGCUGCUGUGUUUCAGUCUGCUGCGCUGAGCUAUAGGGACCGUGUGCAGCCCUCAGACAAAGUGCUGUUUUCAGUGUUAUUAUUUUAUUUUAGUAUAAAGUAGAAAUGUAUUUCAGGACAGUAUAGCUACUGGAUUGUGUAGAUAACGCUGCUAGCGGCAGCUCCCGUUGCGUGUCUCUGUGUGUGUGCGUGCGUGUGGUUUCUGUGAAUUUAUCUCGUUACUAUGAGGUUGGUUUGUUUGUGUUUUGGUUCCUUUUGAAAUAAAAGUAUCUAUUUAAAAAAAAUGUGUUUUUUUUCG